GCUUAUGCUUGGAAUUCGUUAUUUUGAAGUUUUAAACAACAAAUAUUUUUUAAGAAAUUUGUUAUGCAUUAUAAAAAAUGAAUUCUACAUCAGAUUUUUCUGAAUUAAGGAAAAACAUAGUACAGAAUGAUCUGUUUUUAAGAAGGACACAGAGUGCUGCCAAGAAGAAGCCUAAUAUUCCAAAGAAAAUAAUUCCAUUAGUUCCUUUAAAUUUCGAUGAACUUAAGAGGGAAAUUGCAGAAGCUGAAGAGUUAGAAAAGCUUGAUAAGUUAAAUUCAAGAACAGAAGAGAGUAAACAGCAUGAGAGGUCUUCUACUAAUGAUAAUAUUUUCCAUAGACAUAAAAAACCGGAUAAAAUUGGACCAAGACUAGAUUCUUCUGAUGGUUUUAAAACACUUGAAAAAAUCAAAGAAGCUGAAACAGAGGAAAAUCUACAACAUCGUAAGGAAAAUGUUGAACCUGAACAGCCUAUAAAGAUUAUUUCAGCAACUAAAGAUAAUGAUAGCUUCGAUUUAGACUUUAGUGCUUUAUCUUUGCACACACCAAUGAAGAAGCAAAUGAUACCAGAAACACCAAACACCAGAAUUGGGAAACGUAAUCAGUUGGUUCCAACUUUUAACAAUUUUACUACACCAACAGUAAAAAGCAUUCCUUCGAAAAUUCACUGUAGUGUUUCAGGCAGUGCAACGUUAGCCAGUGCGUCUAAAAAGUUCAUAAACAAACCUGAAAAAGCUUUAAACAGUGUGAAUAAUGUUAUAUGUUCCAUCCCAAGGAGUGUUCCAAACGAUCAAACAUUUAAUAGGAUAUUGGUUAACAAUGUGGAAUAUCUAAUACUGAACUUAUUGGGAAAAGGUGGAAGCUCUGUUGUAUAUCAAUGUUUUUGCAUAGACAGAAAGCUUCUAGUAGCCAUAAAAUGUGUUAAUUUGGACGAUACAGUCACUGCUCAGGGUUUCAUCAAUGAAGUACAAUUAUUGCAGAGAUUACAUUCAUGCGACAGAAUCAUCAGACUGUAUGAUUAUCAAAUUUCCGAAGCUGAGAAGAAACUAUAUAUGGUUUUAGAGAAAGGCGGUGAAGAAUUUUCAACAGUAUUAAAAAACUUGGGUAGUAACAAGGCAAACAUUCCAUUAUAUAUGUUGUUGUUUUAUUGGAUGGAAAUGUUACAAGCUGUUAGCCAGAUUCACUCCCAUGGAGUGAUACAUUCCGAUCUAAAACCUUCAAACUUUCUAUGGGGUGAUAAAGGUUUAAAACUGAUAGAUUUUGGUAUAUCUUCUAGUGUUCAAAGUGAUAUGACAAGUGUAUUUAAGACUCUUGCUGCAGGUUCCUGUAAUUAUAUGAGCCCUGAGGCAUUAAGCAAUGAUGGUGGUUCAAGUCCUGGUAAAACGAGAUACAAACUACAUUAUAAAUCUGAUGUUUGGUCGUUGGGGUGUAUUCUGUACGAACUUGUUUAUAAGGCACCUCCUUUUCAUCACAUAAAACAAUUGUGGACAAAGUUGGCAUUUAUUAUGGACCCCAAACACCAAAUACAGUAUCCAGAAGCGAAUUGGGUUCCUCCAAAAAUUAUACAAACCAUUAAGAAAUGUCUACAGUACAAUGUUAAAUCUCGACCUUCGGUUAAUGAACUCUUAGAUGAAUAUGAUAAAGAGCUGUGCAAUAUGUAAUUAUAAUAAUUGAUUUAUUGCA
Diabrotica virgifera virgifera (western corn rootworm) is the source of this 1680-nucleotide messenger RNA. It is a transcript of the gene Mps1, whose product is annotated as dual specificity protein kinase Ttk. Bases 78 to 1658 code for a protein of 526 amino acids. The transcript is spliced from 3 exons. NCBI's taxonomy places the organism in Eukaryota, Metazoa, Arthropoda, Insecta, Coleoptera, Chrysomelidae. The record is from RefSeq and is a predicted model, not a curated record. Gene Ontology annotation, biological process: protein localization to kinetochore; peptidyl-serine phosphorylation; meiotic spindle assembly checkpoint signaling. Gene Ontology annotation, molecular function: protein serine/threonine/tyrosine kinase activity; ATP binding; protein serine/threonine kinase activity. Gene Ontology annotation, cellular component: nucleus; spindle; kinetochore.